AUGGCCACACUACAGUUAAAUGACGGGACGUUGAUUCCUACGUUAGCAUUUGGUGCUGGAACCGCGUUAUAUAAGUGCGGCUUAUUAGAUAGCUUUGAUCGUAACACGGUUGAGUUAAUCAAAAGCGCUAUUGCGGCUGGAUAUCGCCAUCUCGACACAGCUGAGAUUUACGGUACGGAAGUGGAAGUUGGUUUGGCAAUAAGAGAAAGCCUUGAAGAAGGCGUUAUCCAGAGCCGCGAAGAGCUCUUCGUCACGACUAAGAUUUCAGGUGACUUUUUCAACUCGGCCCAGUAUAUUGACGUGAGUCUGCCAAAACUGGGGCUAGAAUACGUUGAUCUCUAUCUCAUUCAUUCUCUUUUAUGGGCAAAUUCGACAAUUAAAGAGAGCCGAACAGCAAAGUCCAUUGGUGUUUCGGGCUUUGACCCUUCUCAUCUCAAAGCUAUUAGUGUCACUGCACGUAUGCCACCCUCAAUAAACCAGCUGGAAUACCAUCCGUACUUUUCUAAGCGACAAGGAAAACCCUAUCUUCCUGCACUUCGCAGCAGUGAUACAGGAAAUGUAGCGGUCGCGGCAUAUGGAGCAUUAGUGCCUCUUACAAGGAAUAUCCGGGGCCCUCUAGAUGAAACCUUAAUAAUUAUCGCAAAGAAGCACGGUAUUACUCCGGAGUUAAGAAUCGAAGAAUACCUGCGAGUCUUUGAUUUCAAGUUAACGGCAGAUGAUAUCGGAAAAAUUAAUGAGACGGGUUAUGCUUGUAUUAGUACGCAGGAGCCGAUAUCGAGAGCGAGAAGGUACUUCGACAGUCUGCAAACAAAAUGA
Messenger RNA from Talaromyces proteolyticus, 816 nucleotides. RefSeq names its product NADP-dependent oxidoreductase domain-containing protein. The coding region runs from base 1 to 816 and encodes 271 amino acids. Gene Ontology annotation, molecular function: aldose reductase (NADPH) activity. Lineage: Eukaryota; Fungi; Ascomycota; Eurotiomycetes; Eurotiales; Trichocomaceae. The record is from RefSeq and is a predicted model, not a curated record. Gene Ontology annotation, cellular component: cytosol. The transcript has 5 exons.